AUGUUGCUCAUGCAAGAUAUCAAUUACAGUAGAGGAUUCAAAUUCAAUGAUAUAUGGCCAAUCCUUAAAGGCAUAGAGAAAUUUGCAAAUGACAACAACAAUGCAUCUAGAUCAUUCGAAGGAGAAGGUUGCAAUGUUACAUCAUCUCCAUCAUUUUCAAUUGAUCUUGAGUCAUUUCCAUAUCCUGGUCUGAAUUCAUUUGAUUUAAAUAUGAAUUCCGAAGAAGCCACUUCUAAUUUAUCUCCAAGACUGAUGGGUAUGUAA
Molecule: messenger RNA, 264 nt
Organism: Eruca vesicaria subsp. sativa (arugula)
Lineage: Eukaryota; Viridiplantae; Streptophyta; Magnoliopsida; Brassicales; Brassicaceae
Source: the annotation of a GenBank genome assembly